Phymastichus coffea is the source of this 3640-nucleotide messenger RNA. RefSeq names its product chromosome-associated kinesin KIF4A (gene Klp3A). Gene Ontology annotation, biological process: mitotic spindle organization; microtubule-based movement. The record is from RefSeq and is a predicted model, not a curated record. The coding region runs from base 131 to 3355 and encodes 1074 amino acids. NCBI's taxonomy places the organism in Eukaryota, Metazoa, Arthropoda, Insecta, Hymenoptera, Eulophidae. The transcript has 14 exons. Gene Ontology annotation, molecular function: microtubule binding; microtubule motor activity; ATP binding.
UAUAAUAUUGUGCUAUCGUAAUUCAUUACACAAGUUCAAGUAUCUGUGUUCUAUAAAUACUUCUGGAUUGUGUAUUUAGUUGCAAAAGUAAAGAUACUUUCACCAUUGUAUACUUCUUCUGUAGCUUAAGAUGAGUGACGAUUUGGUAAAAGUAGCAGUUCGUAUAAGGCCUCUAAUUCAAUCUGAAGUAGAAAAAGGCUGCCAGACAUGCCUCAGUGUUAUUCCUGGAGAGCAACAAAUUCAUAUUCAGUCAUCAGACAAAUUUUUUACUUUCAAUUACGUAUUCCCUGCAGAAGUUAGCCAAGAAGAUUUUUACAAUACUGCAAUAAAAAACAUGGUUUCAAAUAUUUUUGAAGGCUACAACGUGACAAUUUUGGCUUACGGGCAAACUGGCAGUGGUAAAACUUUCUCUAUGGGCACAAAUUAUAAUGAGAAUGAUGCCAAUUGUGGUAUAAUACCAAGAGCUGUUAAUGAUAUAUUUGAGCAAAUUUCAGCAAAAGAAAAAUUGGAAUAUAAAGUUACUGUUGCAUUUAUGGAAUUGUACAAAGAACAACUGUAUGAUUUAUUAGCCAAAAAGCCUCGAAGUCAAUGUAUGGUUGAUAUCAGGGAAGAUGGAAAAAAUAUAAAAAUUGUUGGUUUAUCUGAAAUUCCUGUAACAAAUACUCAAGAAACUCUUCAUUGUCUUGCUAAUGGCUCAUUAAAUAGAGCAACUGGAGCAACUGCAAUGAAUGUACAAAGUAGUCGAAGUCAUGCUAUAUUUACUUUAUCUGUUUAUCAACAGAAAAGAGAUGAUCCAAACACUGCCAAAUUUGCCAAAUUUCAUUUUGUUGAUUUGGCUGGAUCUGAAAGAAGUAAGAAAACACAAGCAACAGGGGAAAGAUUUAAAGAAGGUGUAAAUAUUAACAAGGGAUUACUAGCUUUGGGAAAUGUCAUCUCACAACUUGGUGAAGGUGGAAAUUCAACUUAUAUUGGAUACAGAGAUAGUAAAUUGACACGUUUGCUGCAAGAUUCUCUUGGUGGCAACUCUGUAACAUUAAUGAUUGCAUGUGUUAGUCCUGCAGAUUACAAUAUUGAUGAGACAACAAGUACAUUGCGUUAUGCAGAUAGAGCCAAGAAAAUUAAAAAUAAACCUAUCGUUAAUCAAGAUCCGCAUGUUGCUGAAGUUAAUCACUAUAGAAAAAUUAUUCAAGAACUGAAAUCUGCUUUGUUCAGUAAAGAUGGAGGUGGAAAUUUGUGUCCUCAAGAACAUGCAGAGUUGAUGGAAAAAAAUGAAUCUUUGCAGAGAAAGUUAAGAGGAUUAACAGAGACAUUAAAUCUUAAUUUAGUUGAAAUGGUUCAUAUGCAUGAAUUAUCAGAAUUAGCUGAGAAAUCACGAGAGAAAUUAAAAAAUGCCAUUUCAGCUAUUUUGGAAGAUUGCGAAAAUUUACUUAAAGAUUUUGAUAAUGAUCUAAAUGAUAUUGAAAAUCAUAAAGUGAAGUUGGAGAAUAUUUGUUUUAAAAUCAUAAUGUUACAAAAAGAGCAAAAGCAAGCUGUGGAGGAGCUAGUAAGCCAUGAGCUAUCUGUUGAAUCUGCAAAAAAUGAUAGCUUAAAUUCUGAUUCUAUUUUGAGUAAUCCUGAUGAAAAUGGAGUACACAAUGAAACUUAUGACAUAGAUGAGAAACAUGAAGAACAUACUCUACAACAAGCUGAAAGGGUAGAUGAAGUUCAGUAUAUUAAUCGGCAACUAGCUAUAAAAGAAGAAUUGGUCUCUAAUCUUUUGAAAAAUUCAUCCCAAUUGGUAGAGUAUCAAAAAGAAUUGGAAGAAAUGGAACAAGAAAUAAAGAGUUUGCAAAGUGAAAAAGAAGAGUUGAUACAAGCACUUCGCAACGCUCAAACUAAUAAUGCCUGUGCAAAAUUAUCUGAAACUCGGCGUAAAAAAGUACAAGAAUUAGAAAAACAAAUUACUGAAUUGUCACGCAAAUGCUUAGAGCAAAAUAAGAUUAUCAAAGGUAAAGAAAAAUCAGAUGUACAAAUAAAAAACUUGUCUAAUGAAAUAAUGGCUUUGAAGCAAACCAAAGUUAAGUUAAUAAAAAGCAUGCGAAUUGAAACUGAUAAAUUCAAUAAGUGGAAAAGACUAAGAGAACAAGAACUGUCUAAAUUAAAAGAUCAAGAUAGAAAGCGUGUUAAUCAAAUUUCAAAACUUCAGGCCGAACACGACAAGCAAAAGAAUGUUCUCAAGAGAAAAUUGGAAGAAGCUCAAGCAAUUCAAAAAAGGUUAAAGAAUGCUUUGGAUUCACAAAAGAAAGUUGCUACUCUACGGCGGGAAAAAAAUGUCAAUUCAAAAGAAGACGUUUCUUCUUGGGUAAAUCAAGAACUAGAAGUACUUAUGAGUACAGUAGAUGCCGAAUGUACAAUCGAGAGACUGAAAGCUGAUAAAGCAGUGUUAGCUAAUCAGUUAGCUGAACUUCAAUUAAACCACGAAUCAAGACAUCAAGCACAAAUUGAGGAACUUGUGGAAUUUGUUGAAUUAAGGAAUAUACAAAUUAAUGAUCUUGAACAACAUGUUAAGGAAUCCAAACAAGAAAACAAAACGAAAUCAAGGUGGCACGUCAUAUCCUCUAUGGCGGAUGCUAAAGAUGCUUUAAAAAUACUCUUUGAAAUUACAGCUUCAAAUAGAAAAGACUUCAGUAUACUAAAAUCACAACUUGAUGAUGUGAUGGAAACUAACGAAAAACUAAAAGCUACAAUUGAGAAAUACCAACUUGGUGAAUCGAAUUCCAAAAUGAGGAGAGAACGAUUGGGUAUGCAAUUGAAUAAUGACUCAACAAUUGAAAAAAAUCAAAUUAUACAAAAUUUGCAAAAGCAGCUCAACUUUUACAAAGAAAAAUGUGAAAAUUUAGAAAACAAGGUGUUAACAGAAAGGGAUAUAAAUAUAACUGAGAAAAAGCCGAUGUAUAAAGCAGUUAAAAGUGUUAUAAAGCAAAGCGUAAAUCCUUAUGAUAGCUUCACUAUAACAGAUGACAGUUUGCUAGAAGAAGAUGAUGACGAAAAUGAUCCAGAUUGGCAAAAAACGCCAUUGUAUACAAGAAUUCGCAAACAAGAACACGAGCUUAAGCAAGUUGCAAGGGAAAAUAAAAUAACGCUAAAGAGGUCCUCGGGUGGACAAGUUAAAUGUAACUGUAAAACACAAUGCCAAUCACGAAUUUGUUCAUGUAGAAAAAAUGAAGUUUCAUGCGAAAACUGCAACUGCAGUCCACUUUUAUGCACAAACAGAAGUGUCGAUACUCGGAGAACUCUAUUUUCAGACGGACAUGAAACUAAUGAUGGUGACAUUAAUAUUGAAGUCAAAAAACAAAAACUUGAAACUGAAUCUUAAGAUAAUAGCCAUCAAAAAGCAAAUUUCUAGAUUAACGAAGAUUAAUUUAUGCUAUUAAAACUACGCAAAACUAUUAUCAAAAAGCAACAUAUUGUUGAAGAGUUGGAUUUCUUGUAAUUGGCUAAACUUGUUUAUUCUUAAUCUUUCAUUUAGUGACUAAAAGAAUAAAAUAUUGUAAUUAAAUACUUUGAAUUCAAAUAAUUGUAUGUACAUACAUAAUUUUGAAAUGAUUAAGAAUAGUAGUUUGAAAAACACUUUACAAAGACAGUAAAAUAAAGCUUCAAA